AUGAACGCGCCAGUCGACCCAGCACAGAGCCCGGCGACGGACCAAACUGAGAAAGAUAUGGAAUCGGGACCAGUCUUAAAGGAAUCCAUGGGUGAUGAACCACCACUGGCCUACGUCGACACGAGUAUCGAAAAGGGAAAAUUGAAGAUUCGGAACGAUAGCGAUGCUACAACAGCAUCCGAUCCUACGAAAACGACUGUUGUUGCGACUCCGCUAACCUCUUCCGACGAACUCGCGGACCACUUGGGAGGAUCACGUCAAUACUGGCGGGAUAUUAUCCUCGGAGUGAACGACGGUCUCGUCUCCACAUUUCUGCUCGUAGCCGGCGUCGCCGGUGGUGGACUUGCUUCGACCGACAUUCUGCUGACGGCUAUUGCCGGUGCACUAGCCGGAGCCAUCAGCAUGUGCGCUGGUGAAUACGUCGCGACGAAAUCGCAGAAUCAAGUCCUGCAGGGAGAAAUCAAUCUCGAAAAGCAACACGUGCAGUUUCGCUUUGAAGAGGAGAUCGCUGAAAUGGAAGCGGAACUACUACCAAUCAUUGGCAUUGGUGAAGAUCAGCCGGAACUGCGCGAGAAGCUGUUGGAGUACUAUACGGCCCAUCCCGAUGCCUUGCUCAAGAUUAUGAUUGCACUCGAGUUUGGUGUUGUGGAUCACGAGCAACGAUCAGCCGUAUGUGCAGGUCUGACUUCGUGUGGCACUUUUCUUCUGGGAACUCUUCCGUCCGUGUUGCCCUUUGUGUUCUUGGACGAUCCAACAGUGGGUCUGAUUGUGGCGGCGAUCGUUGCGACCCUGACGUUGUUGUUGGUGGGGGCGAUCAAAACGUGGGCCACGCGCGGCAACGCUUGGACGGCUGCCUUGGAGAAUCUGGUCAUUGCCGGUGUCGGUGGUGGAUUUGCCUACGGUAUUGGUCUUUUGUUCGAUUCAACCUUGCAUGGAUAACCAGUUGUGGGCCCAUGUGCGGUAUUGUUGGGCCAACGACGAGAGAGGCAACACACAAACACGAGAUCAGAAUACUUGUUGGCAAAGCUUCUGAGAGUCCUUUCUGGACAGCUUCAAAAAAAACGAUGCUUGCACAUACACAUACACGUAAUUUUUAUAUGCAUAAACAUAAAUAUCUAUGUACAAUC
Messenger RNA from Phaeodactylum tricornutum CCAP 1055/1, 1127 nucleotides. RefSeq lists its product with no specific name. Gene Ontology annotation, molecular function: manganese ion transmembrane transporter activity; iron ion transmembrane transporter activity. The record is from RefSeq and is a predicted model, not a curated record. NCBI's taxonomy places the organism in Eukaryota, Bacillariophyta, Bacillariophyceae, Surirellales, Neidiaceae. The coding region runs from base 1 to 939 and encodes 312 amino acids. Gene Ontology annotation, biological process: intracellular manganese ion homeostasis. The transcript has a single exon. Gene Ontology annotation, cellular component: membrane.